Molecule: messenger RNA, 1317 nt
Organism: Nerophis ophidion (straightnose pipefish)
Lineage: Eukaryota; Metazoa; Chordata; Actinopteri; Syngnathiformes; Syngnathidae
Product: membrane-spanning 4-domains subfamily A member 4A-like
Exons: 7
Coding region: 152-754 (200 amino acids)
Source: RefSeq, a predicted model, not a curated record
UAGCGGUAACAUUCUCCGUGCAGUGUCAGGCAGCAAGCAGGGGUCAGUGUUGCUCAGCGUUGACGCAGAAGGGCGAGUCUCUCGUUGUCCGUGGUAAACAUCCCAUCUUCGACUUCAACUAUAAGCUUCAGGAUUUUGGACCGUCGUUACAAUGGCCGAUGAAGUGCACGUACUGGAGUCCAACCAGAACCCACUGGUGACAGUCAGCUUUCAGAGAGACGCCAACAGGAAGCAGAAGUACCUGGAGGCUGAACCAAAAGCACUCGGGAUAACCCAAAUUGGCAUGAGUGUGUUUCAGAUUACUUCUACAAGUGUGUUUCACAGCCAAAACCACGGCACAACUGGAAUAGACGUCACUUUCAUAAUUUUAUCCAUUCUGGUGGUAAUAGCUGGGAGUGUAGCUAUAGCAUCAAAAAACCUCCACCUGCCUUUGCUGAAGGCCUGUCUAGGGAUGCAGAUUGUGGCCUGCCUCGCCAGCUUCGUUAACAUCAUCUGCAUACUGAUGAAUUACGAACAGUAUUAUUACACAGCCUGCUGGCACUACGCUCACGGCAACCAGACCACUUACAGUGAUGACUGCCAUAUUCUCGAGCGCACAAGGAGCCACCUAUUUGGGGAGAGCAUACUCAUCCAGGUCACUUUGAUGGCCAUAUCAGCCACUCUGGCCUCUUAUUGCUGCAAGGUGGUCAACUGCUGUGCACCGGCUCCCAAAAUGCCGGUGAUAACCUUGCAAACCCAACCUGCCGAGCAGUGAGGAUGGACAUCAAUGACAGAUUAAGGAUGUGAAAAUGCAUACCCUAACAUGGCAAUUUCAGGUAUUGCCUUCAGCCUCUGUGAUCUUCCUGCCCUGCACCAAACUUUGAGAGCAGAGAUCACACCCAGUAUACAAUAUAUACCAGCGUUUCAUAUUUUUAUAUUCACAAAAUUGUUGUUAUUGUAUAAGCUGAUUACUAUGACCAAUUUUCAACACCUUAAAUACUCACUCUGUAUUUCACUAUCGCUACCUGAAUAAUACUUUGAUUAUUUUGUUUCUGUAAAACAUGUAUGAAUUAUUAUGAUCAUUGGAAUAAUCGCAAGCCCAUACUCCAUCCAUAUGAUUUGUUAUUAUGUAAAGGCUCAAGGACAUGUAUGCUUCCUAUUAUGCUCGUUUUUUUAUGCUCAACUUCCACAUUUCUUAACCCAUUCAUUCAACUCCAACAUUAAAAUUUUUAGCUCAUUCCGGGCAUACAGGCCUGGAAAAAAAAAAUAAAAAAUCACACUUCUCAUAUGUCCACAUGUUUCCUGACAAACUACUAGUAAAAAAAUGAAUGAACAAGU